AUUUAUUAUUUUGUCCAUAGUGAACGCACAAUAAUUAAUUUCGCAUAAAUUUUAUUAAAUUUUUAGUUUGCUUUUUGUUUACCAAACUAUAUAACAAUAAUAAACAUUAGUUUUAUUAGAAAUUUAACAAAAACAAUAUACAUCGGCUUUUGCUAAAGAACAACAAUAAAAAAAGUGAAAAAAUUAAACGAAAAAUAGAAAUUGUAGAGAUAAAAAGGAAAACGUGUAGAAAAAUUUUGCAAAAAAGACCACAAAGUGUUACGGAAUAAUAAAAUAAACAUUGACUGUGUGUGUUGUUGAAUUGUUUCAUAUUAGCAAAAUUUUUCAAACAUAAAUCAAUUAAAUGCUUCCAUUUUGGUCACGUUUUAAACACGGUGUUUUACAAAAUUUGACCGCAACAUAUUUUCGAGGUUUGUUUGUUAUCAAUCGAACGACCAACCAUAAUGUGGGCCAUCAAACAACUUUUCCAAGAUGUUUGUGGCUGCAAACUAUGUCUUCUUCCUCUUCUACACGUAAUAAGUUGGUGACAGGUGGUGUUUGUUUAUUAAUGGUGCCGGGCAAUGGAGUUGAUUUUAAUAAACGUUUAUUACAAAUAAACCAUACGCAAAUUUCACAAAAAUUACGCAAAGUUGGUUUUAGAGGUAUGCAUAGUUCCAUAGAAAAUUUAAAAAUGGCCGCCAUGCAAGUUAAAAUUCUACCAGCUUUACAGGACAAUUACAUGUAUAUGAUCAUUUGCGGUAACACUCGUGAAGCUGCCAUUGUCGAUCCCGUUGACCCUGAAGCUGUCAUCAAUGCUGUCAAACAAGAAAGUGUCAACUUAACCAAAGUCUUGACCACCCAUCAUCAUUGGGAUCAUGCUGGUGGUAAUGAAAAACUAGUUAAACUCUUCAACAAACCUCUCGAUGUUUAUGGUGGUGAUGAGCGUAUUGGCGCUCUUAAUCAUAAAGUGACACAAGAUGAUCGUUUGAAUAUUGGCGAUUUAAAGGUGACCUGUUUGUUUACUCCUUGUCACACUACUGGUCAUAUUUGUUACUUUGUGGAAGCACCCAAUGGUGAUAAAUGUGUCUUCACUGGUGAUACUCUCUUUCAGGGUGGUUGUGGUCGUUUCUUUGAAGGCACUGCUGAACAAAUGUAUGCUGCUUUAGUGGAAAAAUUAUCAGCAUUACCCGAUGACACUAAGGUAUUUUGUGGUCAUGAGUACACUUUGCAAAACAUGGCCUAUGCUCGUCACGUCGAACCUCAAAAUGAAAACAUUCUGAAGAGAAUUGAAUGGGCGAAAUUGCGUCGUGCCACUCAAUCGCCUACUGUGCCUUCUACCAUUGCUGAGGAGAAAUCAUGGAAUCCAUUUAUGCGUGUUCACGAGGCUUCCGUACAAAAACAUGCCAAUGAAUCUGAUCCCAUACGUACCAUGGGUAGUUUACGUAAAGAAAAGGAUAAUUUUAAGGCUUAAGCGAUUUUGUUGUUUCCAGUAAAACGUGUAAUUUUCUUGCUGUUCUCCCAUUAUUGUUUAAAGUUUUUAGCAACUAGUUAUUUUCUUCUUCAUUUUCGGCACUUUUUGUUAAAUACAAAUAAUUUGAAUUGUAUUUGUUUGAUUGAAAGAAAAAUUUGUUUUGAAGGCAAAAAACUGGAUUUUUUUGUUAUGAAAUUGGCUGCUAUUUUUGCAAAAAAUAUACAUAUAGAUUAAAUAAAUGAAUUUCGGGUUUUGGUUAUAGAAGAAUAA
This is a messenger RNA of Lucilia cuprina (Australian sheep blowfly), 1720 nucleotides long. RefSeq names its product hydroxyacylglutathione hydrolase, mitochondrial (gene tzn). Gene Ontology annotation, molecular function: hydroxyacylglutathione hydrolase activity. Bases 344 to 1450 code for a protein of 368 amino acids. The transcript is spliced from 3 exons. The record is from RefSeq and is a predicted model, not a curated record. NCBI's taxonomy places the organism in Eukaryota, Metazoa, Arthropoda, Insecta, Diptera, Calliphoridae.